This is a messenger RNA of Iphiclides podalirius (scarce swallowtail), 714 nucleotides long. NCBI's taxonomy places the organism in Eukaryota, Metazoa, Arthropoda, Insecta, Lepidoptera, Papilionidae. The record is from the annotation of a GenBank genome assembly.
AUGUUAGCUUGUGUGUGCCAGCCUAUGGAGACGGCGUUACUGUUUAACGGAGGAUCACCAGUUACAAUGGGUCCACUCGGUACGAACGGAAAAAUGCGUCACAACAGAGCAGACGUCAUGAAGAAUAUUCACCUCCUAACCCAUUCCAAUCAAGCCUUCAAUACAGACGCCAAGGACAAUUUAAUUUCACCCAAUUCCAUGCCCGCAUUCAUGGACUCCUCGGGGAGCCUUCUCAGUCUGAGGAAGAUUGAGCGCAAAACGAAGUCAACGAAAAUCUUAGUGAACCCCGUUUGCUUAGACGGCGUGAGCAGCAGUGAUGAUAGUAAUCGGUCGAAAUCGGCAACGUCUAAAUGGAAUGGUAAGAAGAAGCGGCUGAAGCUGGCGAAAGAUAAAAAAGAUGUGAACGAACAGAAUGAAUGCGACGUCCAAAAUAGAGAGGAAGCUAAGAAAGAUAAAAAAUCAAUUUCGUGUUUUAAGAUCAAAAGUUCAGAUGAAAAGGAACGUGCGGACCAAACUGUAGACGAAAGCUAUACAAAUAAAAAUGUCACAAUAAGCAUAAACUCGGUACAACCGGAUGUUAUAAAACAUACUAAGAAGCAUUGUAACGAAUUACUAGAAAAAAGCACGUGUGAUAAAGAAAUAGCACAAAAUAAACCGUUAAAUAUAAAGAAGGCUGAGCGAGGAGCAGCAGGUCAAAACGAGGUAUGUUAUGUC